This is a messenger RNA of Desarmillaria tabescens, 1936 nucleotides long. RefSeq lists its product as uncharacterized. Bases 47 to 1495 code for a protein of 482 amino acids. The transcript is spliced from 6 exons. Lineage: Eukaryota; Fungi; Basidiomycota; Agaricomycetes; Agaricales; Physalacriaceae. Gene Ontology annotation, molecular function: protein binding. The record is from RefSeq and is a predicted model, not a curated record.
AUAACUUUUAAUCUUGUCUGCCAACUACUCUUUCCUCACGACUUUCAUGUCCUCCUUCUUUCUUACGCUCCCGGAAGAUGUCUUAUUAGCAAUUUUCGCUCGACUUCCUGUCGAGGAUCUGCUCUCUUUAAUCCAGACAUGUCGUGUCCUCCAUGCAUUGGGCUCCACGGAUUAUGUUUGGCACCAAAUCAAAGUCGAUCUCCCUCUGGACGUUCCUCCAGGCAAGGACAUAAAAUUAAUUUCCGGCCCAGAACUCCAUCGAGCUUGGGUGCGAAGUUUACGUCUUGAGCGCAACUGGCGCAGACAUGCUUCGCGACUUAGGAAGAUGUGCCGCAUCAUGCACGGUGGUAUCGUCUUCCGAAUCCAAUUUCUGGGAUCCCAAUGGUUAAUAACCUUGUCUCGUGCUCCCACAAGCGCAUUGUGCCUCUCUGUUUGGUAUAUUGGUGUACCAGGCAAGGAACGGCGGUAUCUGUCGAUGGACGUGCCGUCCGCCACGACAUUCGCUGCAUCCUUGCAGAAUGAUGGGCGCGAUGCAAUUGUUGCCGUCCUCAUGGAUGGUACUCGAACGACCAAGGUCAAAGUAUAUUCCAUCGCGCUCGAGAGUGAUGCGGAUAGCGAGCAUUCGAUGACCCAUUGUCCCCAACUUGUGAGUCAGAUUUCGCAGGCCAAAUCUGAAGGGACCCCUGGCGAAGUCCAGAUACACGGGGACAUCGUGGUUGUUGCGAUAGCUUACUUCGAGAACAUAUUCAAUCCGCCGACAUACCGUUUCAUUGUUCUCAGCAUCAAAACCGGGACCAAGAUAUCAAUCAGUCCUAAACUUCCAGAGCAUUUCAGCCAUGUUCACUUCAGGCUCUUCCCGCGCCACAUGGUGAUCGCCGGGAUGAAACUUCACGAACGGCUCGUCGUUCGUAUCUAUGAUUUAUCUCCGGUGAUAGCCAGACUAUCUGGUCUUUACCAAGGCAGCAGUCCCACGAAUGAUCUGGACACGUUCAGUCAAUAUACCGCAGAAUACGAAACAGAUGAUGUUCCAGCGGAUUCAGACUAUACACUUUCAGACGGAUAUCUGAGCCAGAAUUUUCCGUGCAUGACAGCCUUAUCUUUCAAUGCUUCCGCGGGAUCAUUACAUCGUCCAGGAACCGCAUCGGUAUUCUCCUUUCCUUCAGAAAAGGGUGCGAUGUGUCCCAGAUCGCAUGGCGCCAUGCCUGUGCAUGUAUUCCACACACCAGCUAGUGCAGUGUCUGACAUUGUCUGCAUCGGAUCCAGCGGCCGACGAGCAGUGUGGUUGGAACGUCGUUGGGACACCGACGUGUUCACACUAAUGAAAGGCACCUUCUCUCCGGAACAAAAAGGGCCAAUCAUCGUUGAAAAGCUGCUUCCUUCGAAUCUAGUUUUGCCGUUUGAGGUCUUUGCAUGUCAAUCCUUGGCCUUCGAGGAAAGUACAGGACGAGUUUGUCUCGGCCUCCAUACUGGAGAGUUAUAUAUUCUCUACUUCUAACACCUGCGCGCCAAGUUCGGAUCCGCAAGCUUAGCGGACCGCACCCCCGGCACAGCCACCUUUACCGUACAUUGUCUUCUUAACUCAACCAGCAGGACUGUACGCGUUAAGUAGACUCGUCGGACCAAUGACUGGACCAAGUCUUGGCAGAGAAACACGGUAGGGGUAUGCUGUAUCUCGGUACAAUAUAGCAAAGAAGUAGGCUUGCGGACCCGGAGUUACAACCACGUUUACAACGACAUCAAAAUUGAUAUACCUGUUCAUUUUGAAACCAUUGACAACUUUCAACAACUCCGUCCAGACUCUGAAAGUAGCUUAGACAACUUGGACAUGGGCUAAGCUGUGAGAACGUGAUCGCGUUGUUAUAUUCUGAAAACAAAGUCCUGCUGCCGUCGCGUCUCGCAGGGUCGCGAUGGAGCUGGUCGUGUGAGAACCACAAAC